This is a messenger RNA of Clunio marinus, 888 nucleotides long. The record is from the annotation of a GenBank genome assembly. Lineage: Eukaryota; Metazoa; Arthropoda; Insecta; Diptera; Chironomidae.
AACACAGUUUAAGUUUACAGUUCAAGAAAAAUGUUGAAAGUUUUGGUUUUUGUUAUCCUUGGGAUAAUUGCUGAACAUAUUUCUGAAUUCCUCGCAGAGGAUACAAAAAUUGUAGGUGGAAAGGAGGUGGAAAUAAAAAAUGCACCGUUUAUUGUCGCUCUUAUGUCAAACGGAAGACAUCUCUGUGGAGGAAGUAUAAUCUCAAAAAACUUUAUUUUAACAGCGGCACAUUGUACAAUAUCAAGCAAACCUAAAGAAUUGACAAUUCAAUCAGGUUCUAGCCACAAAGGAAAUGGUGACAUUAAUUAUGUUUCUCACAUUUACAAUCAUCCACAAUAUAAGGAAAUCAAUUUUGACUACGAUUUUGCUUUGCUAAAGAUCUUUGGAAAAAUGUUUUACAAUGAAAAUCGAAAAGCAAUCAUGUUACCUGAUGAAGAUGAUGAAACACCUGCGGGCGAAUAUGCAAGAGCUUUAGGGUGGGGCAAUACGAUGAAUCCAUUGGAAUCUUCAGAUUACUUACGAGGAGUUGAUCUCAUGAUUAUAAGUUAUGAUGAAUGUAAAGAAGCAUAUAAAGUAUAUGGACUCGAAGUUGAACAUAACAAAGUUUGUGCAAUUCAUCCCGACAGAGUUGAUGGAAAAGAUUCGUGCCAAGGUGAUUCUGGUGGUCCACUUCAACGUCUAAGUGAUGGAAAGUUAAUUGGAGUUGUUUCAUUUGGGCUUGGAUGUGCAAAUGUGGAAUAUGCUGGCGUUUAUUCGAGGGUAUCAUCUGUCAGACCAUGGAUUAAAAGUAUCGCUCAUGUUUAGUUUGACAAUUUUAAUGUGUAAUUAAUUCAAAGCUCAUUUGAGAACUGAAUAAAGAAAAUUCUUCAAAUUUCUAGCAAAUAUAAA